Molecule: messenger RNA, 2553 nt
Organism: Spodoptera littoralis (African cotton leafworm)
Lineage: Eukaryota; Metazoa; Arthropoda; Insecta; Lepidoptera; Noctuidae
Source: the annotation of a GenBank genome assembly
AUGCAUGAAGCAUACGAGAUAUCUCACUUGCUCAAUGCGACAGUGCAAAUAGAAGCUAUAGCUGCUUAUGAUAACAACUUGUUAUUAGGAACGAGACAAGGUCAUCUCUUGAUGUAUUCACUGUCUCAAACAAAUGGGAAUCAGAAAUAUGAGUUGCAGCUACUUAGAUACUGUAAGAAUUUUAGUAAAAAACCUAUUCAACAAAUAGAAGUUAUACCAGAAGAAAACUUGUUGCUGUGCUUGACUGACAAUGUUCUCUCUACAUACAAUAUAAACGGUGUUAAUUUUCCAUUGGUCAAAACAUUUGAACAAACCAAAGGUGCUUCUCUGUUCGCAUUAGAUAACACGCCUACAACAUCAAUGACUGGAGAAUCCAAUUCGGUUGUCCGUCUCUGUGUUGCUGUGCGAAGAAAAUUACAAUUAUAUUAUGGGAAGAAUGGAGAAUUCAAACAACACUUGUUUGACUUUACUAUACCUGAUGUGCCGAAAGUCAUGUCGUGGGGCCAGCAAUAUGUUUGCGUGGGGUUCAAAGCCGAAUAUGUGCUGUACGAUCUCGCAUCAGGAAACCCUCAGGAACUAUUUCCAACAAGCAGUUCCAAAUCUCUAGAGCCAACUAUAGCGAAAUAUUCUGAAACGUCAUUUCUACUGGGGCGCGAUCAAACGUCCGUAUUAGUGGAGGAAGCCAAAAAUAUAGAUAUAAAGAAAACUAUCAAAUGGUCUGAAGCUCCUAUUGCUGUUGUGUGGGAUGAGCCAUAUGUAUUAGGUUUGCUAUCAGACCAAGUGAUAGUGCAAACAGUGGAGCCAUCCCUGUUCAUACAAACCCUACCUGAACUGAACAAAGCAAGACUGAUGUAUAGAUGUAAGCGAGGAUUGAUAUUCGUGUCUUCAGUGGGGCAGGUGUGGUGUCUCAGCUCUGUGGACAUCACGAAACAAAGGCAGCAACUACUCAAGGACAAACAUUUCCAAAUAGCUAUUGAAUUAACGAGCCUGUCAGACUGCACACCAGAAGAAAAGGAACAGAAAAUACAUUCCAUACAAGUCCUAUACGCGUUAGAACUAUUCGACAAUAAACAAUAUUCGCAAUCUAUGAAAGAAUUCAUCAAACUCAAAACAGACCCAGCUGACGUCAUCAAAUUAUUCCCUGAACUAGACGGUAAAACUAAUGAAGAUAAUCCGAAGAAAUUGGUUGGAAAAGAUCUCGAAAAUGCUUUGAAUGCGCUGGUUAUGUACUUGAAGGAGUUGAGAGCGAAUAUAGGGAACAGCACUGGUCCGGAUGAGGCGACUAAGCAAAGGAAUGUCACGCAGCAACUAGAACUGAUUGAUACUACCUUGUUGAAGUGUUAUUUGCAGAUAAAUGAUGCUUUAGUUGCACCUUUACUACGGAUCAACAAUUGUCGCCUCGAAGAAGCUGAGAGGAUGUUACUGCAGCAUGGAAAAUAUAGCGAAUUAAUAAUAUUGUACCAAACUAAAGGGCAGCAUAUGAAAGCGCUGCAGCUGCUUAGAGAUCAGGCCAAAGAACCAGAUUCUAGCUUAGAAGGUUACCAAGGAACGAAAAAUUAUUUGCAACAACUUGGUGCUGAACAUAUAAACCUAAUAUUCAAAUUCUCUGAUUGGAUAUUGAAGGAACACCCAGAAAAAGGCUUGAAGAUAUUUACUGAAGAUAAAGUAGAAAUAGAGAACUUGCCCCGUCCGAAGAUAUUAGACUUCUUGCUGAGAGAGCACGAGUCCCUUGUGAUCCCGUACUUAGAGCACGUGAUCCACACGUGGAACGAUACGAACUCAUUGUUCCACGACGCGCUCAUCAACAUGUACCGAGACAAGAUCACGGACAAGAAGGCAAACCUGACUGACGCAGAGGUGCAGCACAUCAAGUCCAAACUUAUUGCGUUUCUAGAAAAAUCUGCGCAUUACACGCCUGAAAGAGUUCUGGUGCACUUUCCGGUCGAUAGCUUGUUUGAGGAAAGAGCUAUCAUUUACGGAAAAUUAGGACGCCAUGAGCAGGCACUCGCCAUUUACGUACUAAUAUUAGGAGAUGUAGAUAGAGCAAUAAGAUACUGUGAAAAUGUUAGCGCGACUCCAAACGAUAAGAAUCAAGAUGUUUACGUCAUUCUAAUGCGUAUACUCAUGAAUCCUCAACAAGACAGUGCGCUCAAAGAGAAUCCGUUAGCCAAAGUUCCAAGACACCCGAAGACCUCCGUCCCAGAUCUGGAGACAGCUCUCGAUAUACUGGAGAAACAUGCCGACAAAAUUUCGCCUUUAAAAGCUCUAUCGGUGUUACCAGACUCGGUGCCACUGAGUCGUUUGAAGCACUUCCUAGAAAGCGCUCUAGAUGGGCAGCUUACGUUGAAGCGACGCAUGCAAGUCCUCAAAGGUUUACUAUAUGCUGAACAUAUGCAGGUACAAGAAGUUAAACAGUUCCACGAAUCUAAGAGCGUUGUUAUAAAUGACUACAACGUGUGUCCGGUGUGUAAGAAACGCUUCGGGAACCAGAGCGCCUUCGUCAGAUACCCCAACGGUGACAUAGUCCAUUUCAAUUGUAGACUUGACAAGUAG